GUGAAACAUGCUGGAAACAGGGUAGAGACUCUCUUCAUGUUACUGUAAGUUUAUUAAACCCUUUAGUCAGCUGUCGAGCAGGAAGAAAACACCUGACAUGAUUUAUUAGCUUGUCCUCAGCUUGGUAAAUAUGUUGUCGUCGUGUUUGAGGAACGGGAGGAAAAUAUCUGCCCCUGCUGCUAAGUUGUUGUUUCCAACAUCCAGCAGACUGAAUUUGACAAGGGUGCGAUAUUUAUCACAACACCUGCCCGCCAGACUCCUCUCUCCUCCUCCAUGGCAUCUACUGAGGGAGUUAAGGGUCAGAUCAGUGUCUCUGUCUGCCUCCUCCAGGGGGGUUAAGGACCCUCCUGCCUCCUCCUCAGCUCCUGCAGACAGAGGGGAUUUUGGCUCUCUGUCUGCAGACAUGGCCUCCAGAAAGUCCUUCAGGAAAAGCAGCCCGUACCUCCAGGACCUGCGACACCGAGAGGAGGAAGGAGAGGAGGAAGAGGAGGAGGAGAGCCUGGUGAGGAGUAGAGAUGGGAGGAGAAACACACAGUACUGGUACUUCUUACAGUGCAAGAAGCUGAUUAAAGACAACAAGCUGCAGGAGGCUCUGGACAUGUUCAACAGAGACAUGCUGCAGGGAGAAAAGCUGCAGCCGGAGGAGUUCAACUACACUGUCCUGAUAGGAGGCUGUGCCCGAGCUGGACAACUCAAAAAGGCCUUAAAACUCUACAAUGAAAUGAAGAAACGAGGUUUAGAAGCUACAGAUGCAACGUACACCGCGCUGUUUAACGCCUGCGCCGAGUCGCCAUCCAAACAAGCCGGCCUGCAGCAGGCUCUGAAGUUGGAACAAGAACUCCGACGUAAAAACUACACCUUCAGCACGAUCACAUACCACGCCCUCCUGAAGGCGCACGCCGUCACCAACCACCUUCAAGCCUGUCUUCACACGUUCAGGGAGAUGCUGCAGAACGGCCACGCUGUAACUCAGGAGACGUUUCACUACCUGCUGAUGGGCUGCUUGAAGGACAAAGACGUAGGAUUCAGACUGGCUUUACAGGUUUGGCGCCAGAUGCUGAAAUCAGGGAUUCUUCCAGACUCUAAGAACUACAACCUGCUCUUGCGGACUGCGAGGGAUUGUGGGAUUGGAGAUCCGGCCCUGGCCUCCGGUGUCCUGCUGAGUGCUGACACGGACUAUCGGAAAGAGAGGGGACGCAAGUCACGUGUGAAGUCAGACUCCAGACGCACAAAUCUAAUAGACGUUGACUCUUUGGAGAGGCAGUUGUUUAUCCAACCUGAUUCACAUAGUGACGGUCGGCAGGGCGACGGGGACAGCGAGGAGGCUUCCCAUAGUAGACAGGACUCUACUCAGCUGGUACCAGUCACACAAAGAGAAAAAGUCCCACUACCUGUUGACUUAGCGGAUGCUUCUAAAGCCCCGAACCUACUGGACAUUUUUGAGGGGAAAAGGGUUGGCGUGAUCUCUUUAGGCACCGUUGAGCAAGCGUCUGAUAGACUCGCCCUGAUUGGAGGAGGCGAAGGUUUCCUGGAGAAGAUGGCAGCCAGCAGACUCAAGCCAGACCUCAGGACUCUCACCCUGUUGGCCGAUACGAUGGAGCCAAGCUACCAGUCUCUGCAGAUGCUGUUGAAGGUCGCCAAGCAGCAUCAGGUGAAGCUCGACAUCGCCUUCUUUAACUCUGUGAUUCGCCGAGCAGCCAGAGCCGGUGACCUGGAUGGAGCAAAGUCCGUGUUGAGUGUGAUGCGACAACGCCACGUAAGUGUGAACGUACAGACAUUCGGGAGCCUCGCGCUGGGCUGCGAGCGACAGAAAGACGGCCUGCAGCUGCUGGCAGACAUGCAGGAGGCGGGAUUAAGGCCUAACGUCCAGGUGUUCUCUGCUCUCAUCGGCCGAGCGAUCCGUCGACUGGAUUACGUCUACCUUAAAACACUCCUCAAAAGCAUGAGCGACAUGCAGGUGUGGCCCAAUGAGGUCAUCAUCAGACAGCUGGAGUUCGCCACACAGUAUCCUCCUAACUACGACCAGUACAAAUCCAGAAACAACUAUCUGGUUCACAUUAAUGGUUUCCGAGGUUACUACCAGGAGUGGCUGAGAGCGAUGCCUGCUCACAGCGCUGAGGACGAGCAGGCUGCGGAGCUGCAGGCUCAGACGGAUUCUGCCGUGUUGAAAACAGAAGGUGGAGAUGUGCUGACAGAAGCUGAGAGGAAACAGAGAGCAGCAGCGAGGAGAUAUAAUACUCGUAACAAGGACAAGAGGAGCAGAUCUUCAUCAGCUCUGUAACUGCACUGAGAAUAUCUCUGAAGUCUCACCUGGACUCUGUUGGUGUGUCUGCAAACAGCUGCGUCAUGGACUUUCUCUUUGUUAAUUUAUUUUCUAAAAAAAAUUAUGUUAUUGUUAUUAAUAUUACAUGAAAGUCAAUUCUAAGUUAAAGGAAAUGAGUCUUGAGACAUUACUCGUCAUCUCGGCUGUCUAU
This is a messenger RNA of Scomber japonicus (chub mackerel), 2474 nucleotides long. RefSeq names its product pentatricopeptide repeat domain 1 (gene ptcd1). Gene Ontology annotation, cellular component: mitochondrial matrix. Gene Ontology annotation, biological process: tRNA 3'-end processing. Gene Ontology annotation, molecular function: tRNA binding; protein binding. The transcript has 8 exons. Bases 131 to 2281 code for a protein of 716 amino acids. The record is from RefSeq and is a predicted model, not a curated record. NCBI's taxonomy places the organism in Eukaryota, Metazoa, Chordata, Actinopteri, Scombriformes, Scombridae.